Messenger RNA from Sipha flava (yellow sugarcane aphid), 1358 nucleotides. RefSeq lists its product as uncharacterized. Bases 259 to 1164 code for a protein of 301 amino acids. The record is from RefSeq and is a predicted model, not a curated record. The transcript is spliced from 6 exons. Gene Ontology annotation, molecular function: protein binding. Lineage: Eukaryota; Metazoa; Arthropoda; Insecta; Hemiptera; Aphididae.
UUGAUUCAGUUCGUUGGAUUCACAUGUCUUCAUUUUCCCUUUCGCCUUUUACUGUACUGCUGACUGUAGUGUCCACGUUGGCCUGGCCCGUGUACCUGCUAGUACUUUCAUGCUACGUGCAUGUGGUAGCAAUUAGUAAAAAUUUGGAUUAAUCUGGUUCAUUAACUCUUAGAGAAUUAAAACUCUAACUACAAAAAGAAAUACGUAUAGCUUUUCCGGUUAUAAUUCAUUCGCAUGUUGACAUCCAGAUUUUAAGUGAUGGACGACGAAAUAAUAGAUGUGAUCACUGAAUGUAGUUUCGAUUAUUUGGAAUCCUUGUAUGAACCGUGGAACAAAAUCAAUUCAACGUCGUAUAAUCCAAUUAGUCCUCAAUGGUUGAUCCAACUGGCAGAUGAUUGGAAUUCUGAACAUAGUGUCUGUAAAAAUGAUUCAAGAAGAUUAAAAAAACGUUUAUCUGAAGAUGUUUGUGACGAAUCAAAAUAUCGUGAAAUUCUUAAUAAAUACAAAGAAAAUGAUGUAUUUAUACUACCAAAUGGUGAAGAAAUAGUUAGAGUUCGAAAUGAUUCUAGCUCAGAAUCAGAAAUUGAUAUAAUGGAUGGAGAAUCAAACAAUAUUAUUGAUGAAUGGCAAUCUGUUGUAUCGCAUGGUUUUACAAGGGAUAUUGACAAUUUACCAGCACCUACACAAGAAAGAAAUCUAGAUAUUAAUAUAAUUACAGCAGAUGAAAGGUAUUAUCAUCCAAACUUAUUUGGUAAAAGAGAUGACAAGAAAUAUUUAAAAAUUAGAAAUAUUAUAUUAGAAUUAUGGAAAGCAAAUAAACCAUCUUAUGUAUCAAAAACAAUUGCCAAACAAAAGUUAAAGAAAAGUGGUACAGCUAAAGAAAUAGGACAAAUUCAUACAUAUCUUGAAAAUAGGGGAUAUAUAAAUUUUGGCUGUGAUGAAUGUAAGUACCUUAAAAAUGGUAAAAAAGAACUUAUUAAAGCUAGAAUAUUGAAAACGCAAUAUAAUUUAAAACACCCUCUUUUACAAAGAAAAAAUAAAUCUUUUAAAAAAAUCAAAGCAAUGGGUGGUUAUACAAUAUGCCAUGAAAAAGCUACACCUCAAAGGGAACAUAACUACUCAGUGCCUAAACAAAAAAAAUCCUUUAAUAAAAUAUUGUAUUAAUAUUUUCUAUAAAAAGUAUUCUGGCUGUGAAUGGGUUAAUUUUGGUAAUUAUUCUAUAGACAAAUAUGUAAAACUUAUUUUUGUUUGGUAGACAUUUUUUAAUUAAUUACCAUAGAAAAUAAAAACUCAAUGAUUUUUUUAUAAUUGAGAAUCAUUGUGAUCAACUUAUGUGCAUAUACAAAUUAUAUGAUAUA